Messenger RNA from Alternaria arborescens, 591 nucleotides. RefSeq lists its product as hypothetical. The transcript has a single exon. Gene Ontology annotation, molecular function: acyltransferase activity, transferring groups other than amino-acyl groups. Gene Ontology annotation, biological process: secondary metabolite biosynthetic process. Bases 1 to 591 code for a protein of 196 amino acids. Lineage: Eukaryota; Fungi; Ascomycota; Dothideomycetes; Pleosporales; Pleosporaceae. The record is from RefSeq and is a predicted model, not a curated record.
AUGUCUACGAAAGAAAUUCGAAUCCGCCCAGCAGGCUGGGAGAACGCUCCCGCAGAAGAGCGGUUCGCUCUCUCUGAUAUGGAUCACACGAUGCCGAAGAUCUAUGUCCAGAUAGUAGAGAUAUUUAGGCUCACACAAUCCGUGGACAAGGCUGAGAUUGUGGACAGCAUGGCCAAGGGUCUGGAAUUUACCUUGAAUCAGUUCCCCAUCCUUGCCGGCGGCUUGAAGAUGGAUGCGGAGAACGGUCGAUUGUGGGUGACGAAAAAGAAGGAUGGUGAGGCUAGUCUGUUCGUGCAGGACUUGGAAGAGACUUUCCCGUCGUUCGAUGAGCUGGAUAGAACCGAUUUUCCCGCCGCAACUUUCAAAGGGCACUUGGUCUUGCCAAAAGCGGUGACAGAGAAACAGCUAUUCUCGCCUCUUGGGGAUAAUCAAAAAGACGAUCUCAUUGUAUCGACAUUCCAGAUCAACUUCAUCAAAGGCGGUCUUGUACUUGGUAUUGCUAUCCACCAUAAUUGUUCUGAUGGCCCAGGGUUUCUCACUACUUGGGCGAGGAACUCCAAAGCAGUGAUCAAUGGACUGCCUUCGAAGUAG